ACUUAACCGUGUGAAUAUAAAUACACGCGCACACACAUAUUCUCUCAAUUCAUUAUUUUCCGCUUCAGUGUUUCAAGUUUCUAGAGAGAGAAAGUAGUGCUCGCACACCAGUCUCCAACUCUCUCUCUCUAACUCUACAGUUAUCUAAAAGAUGGCCGAUGCCGAGGAUAUCCAGCCCCUUGUUUGUGACAAUGGAACUGGAAUGGUGAAGGCUGGUUUUGCUGGUGAUGAUGCUCCCAGAGCAGUGUUUCCUAGUAUUGUUGGCAGACCCAGACACACUGGUGUUAUGGUUGGGAUGGGACAGAAGGAUGCAUAUGUUGGUGAUGAGGCCCAAUCAAAGAGAGGUAUUCUUACUUUGAAGUAUCCAAUUGAGCACGGUAUUGUUAGCAAUUGGGAUGACAUGGAGAAGAUUUGGCAUCAUACCUUCUACAAUGAGUUGCGUGUUGCCCCUGAGGAGCACCCUGUACUUCUUACUGAGGCACCACUUAACCCCAAGGCCAACAGAGAGAAGAUGACUCAGAUCAUGUUCGAAACAUUCAAUGUCCCUGCCAUGUAUGUUGCAAUUCAGGCUGUUCUCUCACUAUAUGCCAGUGGCCGUACAACCGGUAUUGUGUUGGACUCUGGUGAUGGUGUGAGUCACACUGUCCCCAUCUACGAAGGAUAUGCCCUUCCCCAUGCCAUACUCCGUCUUGACCUUGCUGGUCGUGAUCUGACUGAUGCACUUAUGAAGAUCUUGACAGAAAGAGGUUACAUGUUCACCACCACUGCUGAGCGGGAAAUUGUCCGUGACAUGAAGGAGAAGCUUGCAUAUGUGGCCCUUGAUUUUGAGCAAGAGUCUGAAACAGCAAAGAGCAGCUCUUCUGUGGAGAAGAACUAUGAAUUGCCUGAUGGACAAGUUAUCACCAUUGGAGCAGAGAGAUUCCGUUGCCCAGAAGUCCUUUUCCAGCCAUCUUUGAUUGGAAUGGAAGCUGCUGGAAUUCAUGAGACAACUUACAACUCUAUCAUGAAGUGUGAUGUUGAUAUUAGGAAGGAUCUCUAUGGAAACAUUGUACUCAGUGGUGGUUCAACUAUGUUUCCUGGUAUUGCUGAUCGUAUGAGCAAGGAGAUUACUGCUCUUGCUCCAAGCAGCAUGAAGAUCAAAGUGGUUGCACCUCCAGAGAGAAAAUACAGUGUCUGGAUUGGAGGAUCCAUCCUUGCAUCUCUCAGCACCUUCCAACAGAUGUGGAUUUCCAAGGGUGAAUAUGAUGAAUCCGGUCCUUCUAUUGUGCACAGGAAGUGCUUCUAAGUUUCUAUAUUAUUGUUUUGAUGAUGAUGAUGGCGAGUAUCUUUUUUCCAUUUUAGUUGGUUUUUCGUGUUAUGUUUCAUGUGAACUCAGUUGGCUACUUGGAUGUGGCUGUUGAGGGGGACCUUGGUAAAUUGAUGACUAGAGACAUAAUACUAUUUUGAUUCGAUGGAUCAGCUCUUCAGUCGGGAAAUGCUUUUGUAGAAUUCCGAAAAUGCUUGAUAGUGCCCUCUUUAGUUUCUCAAUGUCACAAUCGUCCCUUGUUAGUAGGAUGCUUGUAGUUGAAAGAGUGAUUCUUGAUGAUGUUUCUUUUUUAUUUAUUUUUCCCUACCCUUUGCUAUUACAUUCUUCUACUUUUAUUUGCAAGUUUCUUUUUUCUUGGAACAAUUAUGUUAAUAUUUAUUUUAUGAGAAAUUUAUGAUAAUGUCAAUUUGCAGUCA
Daucus carota subsp. sativus is the source of this 1722-nucleotide messenger RNA. Its product is annotated as actin-7. NCBI's taxonomy places the organism in Eukaryota, Viridiplantae, Streptophyta, Magnoliopsida, Apiales, Apiaceae. The transcript has 5 exons. Bases 152 to 1285 code for a protein of 377 amino acids. The record is from RefSeq and is a predicted model, not a curated record.